GCUAGUAAGUGUGUACUGGCACUGUCAAGUACAGAGGGCUGCUCGACCAAAUUUGCAACAAAACAUUAAAACUUUGUAAUCAAUAUAAUUAUGUUUUACGACUUUUAAUCAUAUGUAUUUGGUUUAAAUUAUCACAUAAAGACGCAUUUUAGAUUAGCACAUAUGUAUUUUGUUUAUAAAUUUGUAUAACGGUGAACAAAGUCAGAAAAAAAUAUGUGGAUAAUUUCCUAAAAUCUCAUGAAAGCUCAUGUGUAUUUAAUGUUUUUUUUAAUGUCUGAACUAAAUUAUAAAGAAAUUGUAUUUAUGAAUGUAUUCAUAAAAUCUAAUACUGAUAUUUGCAAGUUCAUAAAUUAAUGGCUAGUUGUAUUUAUUUUUCCAGAAACUGGCAUCCCACGGCCACUGAAUCCUGCCUUCAUGAAUAUCCUCUUGGGUUCCUGGGAAAUUGAUGUGUUCCUGAAUCAUCCUUCGAGCUAAUUUGAGAGAAACAGUAUAUCCGGCGGGUUUCUGCGGCCUCUUCCCCUACUUGUGCUCGUCCCCGCCCGCCGCGUCGGCCUGCGCUGGCUCGGAAGGCGCACCGCUCCGCCCCUGCGCCUCGUGCAUCGCGGAGAUAGCCAGCAUGAUCAACAUCAAGUGCAACAUUCCAACGGCGGUGGGCAAGUCGGUUCCCUUCGGUCUCCUCUCUACAAUGGAUUUCUCAUCUCAGGAUUCUCCUCCGUGUGUUCAGAACGAUCACUCCUUCCACGCUCUCUCGCCGAGUGUUUUGCAAAGGCGGUCUGAGUCCGCGCGCGCAGCCACGUCGCCCUCCCGCUCUGACGGUGUUUCUGUGCGUGAGAAGCGAGGAAGAACAGCGGACGCCCUGGGGAAGGCACAGCCGGCACGUCCGGCGAAGCCCACCGCUAAUCGACGCAAGCAAA
This is a messenger RNA of Penaeus vannamei (Pacific white shrimp), 914 nucleotides long. NCBI's taxonomy places the organism in Eukaryota, Metazoa, Arthropoda, Malacostraca, Decapoda, Penaeidae. The record is from RefSeq and is a predicted model, not a curated record.